Molecule: messenger RNA, 645 nt
Organism: Colletotrichum orchidophilum
Lineage: Eukaryota; Fungi; Ascomycota; Sordariomycetes; Glomerellales; Glomerellaceae
Exons: 2
Coding region: 1-645 (214 amino acids)
Source: RefSeq, a predicted model, not a curated record
AUGUCCGGUCCCCCUUCGAGACUUGGCCCAACACGAGUGACUCUCCACGUGAAGGGAGACGUUCCGGACUGGAAGGAGGAAUUCAAACAGUUUCUGUUGGCUGUCAAAGACUCGGAAGGAUACUUCCGUUACCGAUGGGGACUUUGGGAGGAGGACCACAGCAAGCUAGAGAUUCUCGCAACCUGGUCCCCCGUCGAGCACCGUCAGGCUUUCGGACGGUGUCCCCAUCACCCAAAGGCCAUUGACGCGAUGAUGCCCGUUCUCAAAGCCGUGCCAUCGGCAUGCCCCCGCGUCGACUUUGACGUCGACACCAUGGUGCCGCCGUCGCCGGAGCUCAUCAACAGCCCCAUUUGCGAAAUCAUCACCGUCACGCACUUCACCGGCGACAAGGACGCCGCGGCGGCCAUGCUCAAAAAGGUCGAGUCGAACCCGGGCUGCCGCGCCUCCCAUUCCGGCAUCACGGCGACCGAUACGCCCGAUGACGGCACAGUGUGGCUUGGGUUUGUUGGGUGGCAGGACUAUGCGUCUAGUCAGGCGGCAGACAAGUCUGCGUACAUGCCUUUUGGGGUGGGCAAGGUUGAGUCGCACCAUACCAACUUCAAUUUCCCCAUCAAGGGGUUCUCUGUUACCAACCCCGGUAGAUGA